This is a messenger RNA of Neocloeon triangulifer, 588 nucleotides long. RefSeq lists its product as uncharacterized. Lineage: Eukaryota; Metazoa; Arthropoda; Insecta; Ephemeroptera; Baetidae. The coding region runs from base 152 to 505 and encodes 117 amino acids. The record is from RefSeq and is a predicted model, not a curated record. Gene Ontology annotation, cellular component: mitochondrion. The transcript is spliced from 3 exons.
GCAAGAGCGAAUGCGAAGGACCACGCCCACCUUGGAGAUCAUAGAAAAAACAUCGACAGCCGAAUUAGAAAACGAGAAUUUUUGGCCGAAACUUGGUUCAAAGUCUCAAGACUGCCUUUAUUUUUGGUUUGAGAGAAUUUGUAGCUAAACGAUGGCCGACACACCCGACAUUUCGCCUCGGGAGAUGGCUAUCCUGAAGGACAAGAUGCAGCGGACCGCUGAACUGAAGCAGCACUACCUGAAGCAGAUCCACAACCCUUACAGGCACGCGUCUGGCGAGGGAGGCACCGUCCUUGACCCCGCCAUCGCCAGGUUCCAAGCCCUCCGUGCUGGUGGCUACGAACGCUUCAAACCAACCUGGAAGAACGGACUCGUAUCCUUUGCUGUUGUCGUCUUGCCCAUGCUCUCGUACGGCACGACUCUUUACAAAAGAAGGAAUGAGAGGGAGCAUAAAAUCAGAACUGGACAAAUUUCUUACGAGGACAGGAAAUUCAAGUUUCAAUAAAGACCCUCAUCAGCGUCGUGUAGAUGUAAAUUUGUUGAUAAAGAUAUGCGGAAUAAAAUGUUAUUAAUUAGUUGAAAAGAUGA